Molecule: messenger RNA, 912 nt
Organism: Knipowitschia caucasica
Lineage: Eukaryota; Metazoa; Chordata; Actinopteri; Gobiiformes; Gobiidae
Source: the annotation of a GenBank genome assembly
AUGUCCGGAGGUCUGGAUGUCCUUCAAAUGAAGGAGGAGGAUGUGCUGAAGUUCCUGGCUGCAGGGACCCAUCUGGGAGGAACCAACCUGGACUUCCAGAUGGACCAGUACGUCUACAAAAGGAAAAGUGACGGUGUGUACAUCGUUAACCUGAAGAAGACCUGGGAGAAGCUUCUGCUGGCCGCCAGAGCCAUUGUUGCCAUUGAGAACCCAGCAGAUGUGUGUGUAAUCUCGUCUAGGAACACUGGACAGAGGGCAGUGCUGAAAUUUGCCUCUGCCACUGGUGCAACCACGUUCCAUGGCCGAUUCACCCCAGGAACCUUCACCAAUCAGAUCCAGGCGGCUUUCAGGGAACCACGUCUACUGAUUGUGACUGAUCCCCGUGCUGACCACCAGCCCCUCACUGAAGCCUCUUAUGUGAACAUCCCCACCAUUGCUCUGUGCAACACUGAUUCUCCUCUGAGAUAUGUUGACAUUGCAAUCCCCUGCAACAACAAGGGCCACCACUCUGUGGGUUUGAUGUGGUGGAUGCUGGCAAGAGAGGUCCUGAGGAUGAGGGGCACAAUCUCCAGGGAACACCCAUGGGAGGUCAUGCCGGAUCUGUACUUUUACAGAGAUCCAGAGGAGAUUGAGAAGGAAGAACAGGCUGCUGCUGAGAAGGCUGUUGGAAAGGAAGAGUUCCAGGGUGAAUGGAGUGCUCCUGCUGCAGAGUUCACUCAGCCUGAGGUGGCUGACUGGUCUGAGGGUGUGGCUGUGCCAUCUGUGCCCAUUCAACAGUUCCCUGCUGCUGCUCCUGCUCCUGGUGCGGUAAAGACAGAGGAUUGGAGCACUCAACCUGCCACGGAAGAUUGGUCCACUGCCCCCACAGCCCAGGCAUCCGACUGGGGUGGCACCACUUCUGACUGGUCUUAG